GAUUUGUUAGAGGUUUGAUUCAAGGCACUUGUGAUGAUUGCAUUCUAAGUACUUUCAAGUAUUUCAGUAAACAAAGAUCAGCUGUGGAAGACUGUUUCUUUCAGCCACGUUGUAUUCCUGUACCAAAAGCCAUAGGGCACACACAAAAUAUUUCUUCCAUCACCAGUACUUUUGGAGACGUGGCACAUUCAGUGUGGAUGGACUUGUGAAUGCGGGGAGGACGGGCUCAUGCAAACCCCAUCCUGCUGUAGGCCAUGAAGGAUGGCUAAUAACGUCCACAUGAGCGGGCUGCUGAGCCGCCAUGACGAUGAAGCCACGAGGACUUCGACUUCGGAGGGCUUGGAGGAGGGUGAGGUGGAAGGGGAAACCCUCCUGAUUGUAGAGUCUGAGGACCAGGCCUCGGUGGAUUUAUCCCAUGACCAGAGUGGAGACUCACUGAACAGUGAUGAAGGUGAUGCGUCCUGGAUGGAGGAGAUGUCCUACUACUGCGAGAAGUGCCAGAAGUGGAUUCCAGCAAGUCAACUGAGAGAACAGCUCAGCUAUCUCAAAGGAGAUAACUUUUUCAGAUUUACUUGCUCAGAUUGCUCAGAAGAUGGGAAAGAACAAUUUGAGCGGCUGAGAUUAACUUGGCAACAAGUUGUCAUGCUGGCAAUGUACAAUUUGUCUCUGGAAGGAACUGGCCGUCAGGGGUACUUCAGAUGGAAAGAAGAUAUUUGUGCUUUUAUUGAGAAACACUGGACUUUCUUAUUAGGAAACAGGAAAAAGACCUCGACAUGGUGGAGCACAGUUGCUGGCUGUCUCUCUGUGGGGAGCCCCUUGUAUUUCCGCUCAGGAGCCCAGGAAUUUGGAGAACCAGGGUGGUGGAAACUGGUUCAUAAUAAACCCCCAACAAUGAAACCUGAAGGGGAAAAGCUGUCUGCAUCCACACUAAAGGCGAAAGCAGCUUCAAAGCCACCUCUGGAUCCCAUCAUUACUGUGGAAGGUCUCAGGAAACGGGUAAGCCGCAAUCCAGUUGAAUCGGCCAUGGAGCUGAAGGAGAAGAGGUCUCGCACUCAGGAAGCCAAGGAUAUUCGGAGAGCCCAGAAGGAGGCAGCCGGCUUCCUGGACCGUAGCACUUCCUCCACUCCUGUUAAAUUCUCCAGUCGAGGCCGUCGUCCCGACAUUGUCCUUGAGAAAGGAGAGGUGAUUGACUUUUCUUCUUUGAGCUCUUCAGAUCGCACUCCUCUGACAAGCCCUUCUCCUUCCCCAUCUCUGGAUUUCUCCGCUCCUGGCACGCCAGCCUCGCAUUCAGCUACUCCUAGCCUUCUCUCAGAAGCAGAUCUCAUCCCUGAUGUCAUGCCACCACAGGCCCUGUUUCAUGAUGAUGAGGAGAUGGAAGGAGAUGGAGUCAUAGACCCAGGAAUAGAGUAUGUGCCUCCCCCAAGUGGGACUGCUGGUGCUGGGACCAUGAUAGCAAGUAGAAAAAAAGUGAAGACAGCUGAGCAGAUCAAGCAAGAAGUGGAGAGUGAAGAAGAAAAAACAGAAAGGAUGGAAGGUGACAGUGAAGAUCCUGAAGAGUCAAACACGCCUCUGCAGUUGAGGGGAAGAGACAAGAGGAAACCACAGCUGGAAAAGGAUGCCAAACCCAGAGCUCCCAAGCAUACCUCUGUUAGCAUCUAUGAGGAGAAGCUGCUGCUGAAGAGACUGGAAGCCUGUCCCAAUGCCCUGAGCAUGACCCCAGAGGCCCGGAGACUGAGGCGCAAGCUGAUAGUCAGGCAAGCCAAGAGGGAAAGGGGGCUGCCACUUUUUGACUUGGACCAGGUCGUGAAUGCUGCACUGCUCUUGGUUGAUGGGAUUUAUGGAGCCAAAGAAGGUGUUUCCAGGUCCCCAGUAGGGCAAGCGACCUACAGAACUACGAGUCAAGACUUCAGGAUCUUGGACAGAUACCAAACAGUGCUGCCUGCCAUGAAGGGAUAUCGACAGCAGACAACAAAGUUCCUGUAUCGACUGGUAGGGUCAGAAGACCUGCUUCCAGACCACAGCAUUGUCAGUCCUUACACGUCUCGUGUCCUGAAACCGUACAUCAGGCGUGAUUAUGAGACAAAGCCCCCCAAACUGAAGCUGCUGGCAGAAAUCUGGGCGUAUCCACACAGGAAUGAUCUCAGCUGGAAGGCUGAGCCAGAAGCACCCAUUGAUUACUGCUACGUUCGCCCUAAUCACAUCCCUACUAUAAACUCUAUGUGCCACGAAUUCUUCUGGCCUGGAAUUGAUUUGUCAGAAUGCCUACAGUAUCCAGACUUCAGUGUUGUUGUCCUUUACAAAAAAGUUAUCAUUGCCUUUGGCUUUAUGGUGCCAGAUGUGAAAUACAAUGAAGCUUACAUCUCUUUUCUGUUUGUUCACCCUGAGUGGAGAAGAGCUGGAAUUGCAACCUUCAUGAUUUAUCAUCUUAUCCAGACCUGCAUGGGCAAAGAUGUAACCCUUCACGUCUCUGCAAGCAACCCCGCCAUGCUGCUCUACCAAAAGUUUGGAUUUAAGACUGAAGAAUACAUUUUGGAUUUUUAUGACAAAUAUUAUCCCUUGGACAGUAAGGAGUGCAAGCAUGCAUUCUUUCUCAGACUGCGGCGCUGAUCUACCAGAGCCACUGUGGGAUCUGUGAAAAGCCUAGCCUGUCGAGCAAGGUACUACCGUGGCUUUCAGCACAGGAUGCUGGCAGUCACAGGAGAGCUGGAACGCACAUUGGCCUUUUUCGACAGGACUUCUAAUAUCAACAGUGCUAUGUUGUGUGCUGCAAGUGCAAUCCGAGAGGAUUGAUUCACACUCUCUGAGGGACAGGCCCAGAAAUGCCAACAGAAACAUGCUGAAGCCACUGAAAGACAGAGAUUCUUAUGCAGUUUUCCUGACACUUUGGGGA
Molecule: messenger RNA, 2890 nt
Organism: Tympanuchus pallidicinctus (lesser prairie-chicken)
Lineage: Eukaryota; Metazoa; Chordata; Aves; Galliformes; Phasianidae
Gene: KAT14
Product: lysine acetyltransferase 14
Exons: 10
Coding region: 262-2607 (781 amino acids)
Molecular function (GO): acyltransferase activity, transferring groups other than amino-acyl groups
Source: RefSeq, a predicted model, not a curated record